UUAAGGGGUUAUUCAAGGGCUUAGGAGACGCUCUAGAGUGUAUUUUGUUUGAGAGAAAGAUGGUUAGGAGGAGGAGAUUCUACAUCGGUUGGAGAGGGGAAAUAAACAUGGUUUAUAAGUGGGUGGAUACCUCUCUCUAUCAGACACGUUUUUAAAACCUUGGGGGAUGCUUAAAGAGAAAACUGACCAUAUCUGCUAUCGGUGGGCUUGAGCUCUUACAUCUAGGUUUGGCUGGUAUGGGUCCCGGUCGUUUUCGGUGCAUACAAAUUGAAGGGGAUGGAUGAUAUGAAGUAUAAGGUAUAAAUUUGAAGGGGAUGGAUGAUAUCAAAUAUGAUCUGCCAAUUGGAUGAACUCACCAUAUUCUCUGCAUUUAUAAUCUUUGUCUUCUCCUUCCUCUCUUAUCACCUGCUCUGUUUUCCCCAAUUCCAGUUCCAAUUCUGAUUCCGAUUCCACUUCAUUAUGAACAACCACCAAUCUCCGCCGCAAGAUUCCGCCGUAAUCCCCCCCCAAUUUGGGGAUUCCGAUCACUGUUUCUGGUUCGACGAUUCCACCAUCCUCGACAUCGAUUACUUCGUCAAAACCCUAGCCGGAAUCAACGCCAAAGGCGUUCGAUCCGAUUUAGUCGCCUCUCUCAUAACGCAUUACGCUUCCAAAUGGCUUCCGGAUCUCUCCGACGAGCCUCUCGAUUCACACAAUUCCUGGUUGAAUUUCACUAAUUCCACCGAUUUUCAGGAAUCGCCGGAAACUAUCACCAAUUCCUGGAUGAAGAAGAGAUUCUUCGUUGAGACGUUGGUUGGAGUAUUGCCGCCGGAGCGGGAUUUGAUUCCGUGUAAUUUUUUGCUGAGGCUUCUCCGGACGGCGAAUAUGGUGGGAGUAGAGCCGCCGUACAGGGUGGAGCUGGAGAAGAGGAUUACUUGGCAGUUAGAUCAGGCGUCGUUGAAGGAGGUCAUGAUUCCGUCGUUUAAUCAUACGUGUGGAACGGUUUUGGAUGUGGAAUUGGUUAUUCGACUUGUGAAGAGGUUUGUGAGCUUGGAUGACGGCGUUAGGAGCGGCGCCGCCUUGGUUAAGGUGGCGAAGUUGGUGGACUGUUACCUUGCGGAGGCGGCAAUGGAUUCCAAUUUGGGGUUGCCGGAGUUCGUUGAGCUCGCCGGUGCUCUACCAAGCCAUUCUCGAGCCUCCGACGAUGGGCUCUACCGAGCCAUUGAUACCUAUCUCAAAGCACAUCCGAAUGUAUCAAAGCAAGAAAGGAAGAGUGUAUGCAGAGUAAUGGACAGCAGGAAGCUAUCAACAGAGGCAUCACUCCACGCAGCUCAAAACGAGCGCCUCCCAGUCCGAGCUCUAAUCCAAGUCCUCUUCUCCGACCACACCAAACUCAACUACCGCCACCCCGACUGGAGCGGCUAUAUCGGCGGAGCACGGAGCCCCUCCACCCCCCUCGACCACCUCCCCACCAGGUGCCAAUCCAAGAGAGAAACAACAGCCCAACAGAUGGAGAUUAAGAGGCUCAAAGACACGGUGCUGAGGCUGCAGAACCAGUGCAAUCUAAUGCAGGCUCAAAUGGAGAGGCUGUCCGAGAAGAAGAGGGGGUUUUUCAAGUGGAGGAGGUUUGGGUUUAAGAACGCCGAGGAGACGGACAAACUUGAUGCCCGCGGCGGAGAUGUGGUGGAGGAUGCGGCGGCGGCGGCGGCGGGGUUUGGGGGACACACGCCGGUGGACAUUAAAGCCAAGUUGGUCAAACGUAGGACGCCCAACAAGACAUGGAGGAAAUCUAUGUCUUGAAAAUGCGUUUUCUUUUAUCUAAUGUAAUCUAACCUAACACUCUCUUCCAAUUUUUAUGCAUUAUUAUUAUUAUUAUUA
Cucurbita pepo subsp. pepo (vegetable marrow) is the source of this 1857-nucleotide messenger RNA. RefSeq names its product root phototropism protein 3. The record is from RefSeq and is a predicted model, not a curated record. Lineage: Eukaryota; Viridiplantae; Streptophyta; Magnoliopsida; Cucurbitales; Cucurbitaceae.